GAGAGGGAGAGAGAGAGAGGGGGAAGGGAGGGAGAGCGAGAGAGAGGGAGAGACACAGCAAACAAACGUGGGUUCGUCGGCCCGAGCGUGGUUGAUUCACGAAGAGAUCUGAAGGUGUAGGCACACACAAACAUCUUCGUUAAAGUAGCUCAAGGAACGAGCUUUGCAAUAUUCGCUUUGCACCACACAUCUUGAAACCUUGACACAAUCCCGACGAAUUCGCGUCGUUGAGGAUGCCGAAGUGCGAAGCGGCGAACAAAUGAGCAGAAAGUCACGGUGAAGUGACUUUGAUUGGUCAUCGGGCCGGGCGUAUCUUCGCGUUGCUAGAAGUGUCAAGGAGUAAAAAGUUGAAUCUGCAAGGCUCAGGGUUGUGAUCAGAAAAUGUCGCGUACGAAAGCUUAACCGCAACUCGUUCUUUCCGAAGCCGAAGACACCGCGCUGAAGCGUGUCUCGUUGUAUCACCCCAGCUGCCAUCGUGCACGUGGUGGAUAGAGGGAGAGAGAGAGAGAGAGAGAGAGAGAGAGAGAGAGAGAGAGAGAGAGAGAGAGAGAGAAAGGGUGUGUUUGGGGAGACGCUAUUAGCGCUAUCAAUGUAAACACUAUCGAAUGUGUUUGUGGAGGCAAUAAGGUGAUAACGAACCCCACGAAGAACAAUAGCAUAGAGCGUUAACAUUAUUGCGUUACAUUGUUAUAUUAUUUAACAAUCAAGUCCAGAACUUACCGAUUUGUGCUCUGAAAGCUAGUUGAUGCGAGUUGCGAUUUAAAUUCUUCUUCAGUUUCAGCAUCUCGAAGCUCCGCUUCCAUGGAACUGUCCGUUAUAGUAAAAUAAUGAACAUGAUGUAAGUACCAUUAAAAUGCAGUGACAUACAGUGAUGUGCAAUUCGCAGCAUUUCAGGCAUUCACGGAGUUUACAGACGUUAACGCUACCAAUGCACUAUCUCGGAAAGAAUAGCGUUGAUAGAGCAUGUUUAUUGUGUUCGACGCUACCAUUGGUGACAUCAUGAAAGAAUUUGUCAGCGCUAUCAUUUAGCUCCGCGGACAGCUUGUAGUGCUAAAUAGCGUUAAUAAUAUCUCCCUAAACACAUAUAGAUAAAUAGAUAAAUAGAUAGAGAGAGAGAGAGAGAGAGAGAGAGAGAGAAUUUGAAGAGAAGAACUUGGAAAAAAGGAUCGCGUAAUUCCAGCGAUGCAGCAGGAGCACGAUGACGAGCGGUGCAACUAAACUCGACCCGAACUGGAUGAGAAUGGUCGAGUUGCGUGCCAGCGCGAUGACAAGCGCCGGGAUGAGUAGCCUGGCCACGGCCAAAUCUUCGAAUCGCCUGCACUACGCAAUCCUUACGAUCCUCGACACAGUGUUCUCAGCGCUGGUGGCCGCGCCGGCGGUGGUCGGUUAUUGGCGCGGCACUUGGGGUCUCAGCGAUCUGUAUGUCUAUCCGGACGAACCGAUCUUCAGCAGCUUCGCGUCGAUCGCGAUCGGCUUCGCCGGCCUGUUUGCCUUCAGCGUACUGCAACAUGGCCUGGACGACGCGUUGCAUCCGGACAAGCACCGGCUGUCCUAUUACCUCGGCUCCCGCCUCUACACCGGCGUGUUCGGCUUCUGCUGUGUGAACGCAUGGCGCGGUGCCUGGAAGGGCCUAGACAUUUACACGGAUCAUACCGCUAGCACCGUCUUCGCCACGACUGCCGUUAGCUUGUUGGCUCUCGGCAUCAUGCGCGCGAUCCGCAAUAUUUCCGCGCCGCCGUUCGCACUCUGUCUUGACUCAUGCCCGGGUUACUUCGAAGUGCAGACUAUGUUCCGCGUGAACAAUACGAGGGACUGGUCAUUGUACUUAUUGGAUUGUGCCUUUAGCGUAGGCGUCGUGGGCACAUUGGUUGUUUUCGUCUGGAGAGGCGUCUGGAUUUUAUUUGACAUUUACUUGUUUCCAGAAAAUGAGGAGUACUCCGCCGUUGGCUCACUCGCCAUCGGAUACUCGAUAGUCGCCGUGACGUUUUGCCUGCAGCCGCUGAUGCGAUAUGUUUGCGCACGUCUUCAGGGUUUGGUUCGCUUGGUGGUCGCGGACAUUUUUCUCCUGCUGAGCUUCCUGGGCACUGUGAACGUCUGGCGCGGUAUAUGGGUCGCGCUGGAUCUGUGGUUAUUGCCGGACAAUCCAGAAUUGUCUUGCUGGAUCACUCACAUCGGUUGUUUCGUUUUUCUCGUUCUCCUCAAUUGUAGUAACUCUAUCUUAGUGCGUGGCGUUUACAUCGACGCCGAAGAAGAAGAAGGCAAAUGUGUUGUAUUUCCAUGUCACUAUCUUCGAUUGUUUUUUAAGAUCGAACAUGAGAAGAAAGAAACGAGACGACAGAAGCUGCUGGUGGCCUCGCAGGAUUUCAACGAUGGCAUCAACAUGAACGGAAAGGACAGCGAGGACAGCAUCUUGCCGUUGGAAAAUACCACGAUUAUACCGAUGAAUACAGACUCUGUUGCAUAAACACGAAAGAAAUUGAUCUGAUCCGUUAUGGAUGUGAUCCAGUUAGGUAGGGACGACAGUUUGCCGUGCACGAGCUCAGUACGAAGGUGUAUGAUUGAAACAGAAUAUCAAGUGAAUAUCGGCAGAAUCCUUGCGCUGUGGCACAGUGCUUCCUCUUUUACAUCGUGCCGUGAUUAGUUUUGCGCGUCGAUUCUGUCUAACGUUCUCUCUCGCAAGAAGAGUCCCAUUCGAAUUUCCUGGCUGGUCAUCAGUAUAUAAAAUGAUUGCGAAAAAGAAGCGAUAUCAUUCGCUUGUUUGCGACAUACAGCAAGCAUGUGUUUAGGAAAUUUAUCUACUUCUUGAGAGUGACUCCUUGCCAAUGAAAGAAGGCAGAAAAGGAGAAAAAUGACAUCGUUAUCAAGUUGUUACUGAAGGAAAAUUAUCUGUAACGGCGUUAUGUGAGCAUCUUUGAGAAAGAGUUAAGCGUAUGGCAGAGAAUGGCUGUGAAUGAACGUACAAAAUGAACAUACGUUUGCGCUGAGGCAAUACCUGCUUCAUACGAUUAUAAACGGAAUGUCAUAAGUUGCAAGACGACGACGGCAGCAAUGUGUAUACGAUGCACGAGUGAUCGUCGUUGAAGCGACACGAUGCGACGCGACACGCAGGAAAAGGAGCUCGAAAGUAUUUUAAGAAUUGAUGCUGCCAUUGUGCGUUUUACCUAUCAAGAUCACUCGUGUAGUUGUAAACACAUACGAAUGUGAUUGUGAAAAUAGGAAAGAAGAAAGAGAAAAGAGGAGAGAGAGAGAGAGAGAGAGAGAAAUUAUUUAUAUAUUUAUUUAAACGAAAGUAAAAGAUACAUACAAGUAUGUGCACCAAGAUUGACUCAUAAAGAUACUUAUUGAAUAAAUCAAAUAUAAAUUGUCUGUAUGCACGUGCGCGCGCGCGCGCGUGUGUGUAUAUUCGGUAGGGUGGCGAAUAAAACUACAAGACAAAGCGCUCGCGUCUCUUCUGUUUCGGGACUUCUGUUUUCGAUUCGAGUUUAGUGUCUCCACGUCGACAAAAUUCGCUACUAUCCGGAUGAAGUCUGACGCAAGCGAUCGCAAGAAUUUAUUCAUUGUUUCCGAAUCAAUCCAAUAAGUAAAAUGUUAGCGGUAUGCCAGCAGAUUGCCAAUAGAUUCAAUCUGAAUAUCGUAACAGAUCUGUAAUAUCCACUAAGUUCAUGUUCUCUCGACGGAGUUUGCUGACACAAUUCGACAGCAAAUCGGCGGCAAAAGCCGAAAAGAAUCUGCGGUACAUUCCAUUUAAAUCCACCGAAAUGACUACGAAACGACAGAUUCUGUUCGGUAUUUAUGAUCAAUUUGUCAUCUGUAUUCUGUUAGCGGAUCCCGUGCGUUUCUGUUAGCGAAUUGUCGACUAAAUUUACA
Molecule: messenger RNA, 3867 nt
Organism: Harpegnathos saltator (Jerdon's jumping ant)
Lineage: Eukaryota; Metazoa; Arthropoda; Insecta; Hymenoptera; Formicidae
Exons: 4
Coding region: 1199-2464 (421 amino acids)
Biological process (GO): neuron-neuron synaptic transmission; clustering of voltage-gated calcium channels; neuromuscular synaptic transmission
Cellular component (GO): presynaptic membrane
Source: RefSeq, a predicted model, not a curated record